Molecule: messenger RNA, 2508 nt
Organism: Grammomys surdaster
Lineage: Eukaryota; Metazoa; Chordata; Mammalia; Rodentia; Muridae
Product: zinc finger protein 271
Exons: 3
Coding region: 367-2109 (580 amino acids)
Source: RefSeq, a predicted model, not a curated record
UCUUCAGUGCCGGAGAGUCAGGGAGGCUUCUUGGGCAUGGAGAGCAGCUGGGUUCUUGGCCUAGUGUUCUGUGGACAGCAAGUCCGUGCUCACUGGGCCUUUCAUUCAACUGCAUGGACGUCCGAAAUGUUGGAGCCGGUGGAAUAAGGAAGUGGAUGAGCCCACACUAAUCAGCCUGCAAAGCCGAAAAGAUACCUGACUUAAACUCUAGUCUCAGAAAUGGCAUCUCUCCUCAGUACAGUGGUUCUCAUCUGAGCUGAGGGCUACCAAAUUGCCUGCUGGCUUCAGACCAUUAUGUGGACAAGAGGAUCCUACAGAAGAAAUGGUACUUCUCCAGUCGCUUCCUGAGGUGUCCACUUGUGCCCUAUGGAGAUCCAAUUCAGUUACGAAUCUCAAGACCAUCACUUUCUGUCAGAUGGUGAGACUAAGAUCAACAUUGGAGAGCCAGCUACAGAGGAGGAGAUGACAGGGAAGAUUGAAACAUUGACUGAAGAGUCGGGCAGCCUCACGGAGGAUGUUCUCCACGAUUCUAAAGGCCAAGAAUUCUGUGAAUUUGGAGAUGAAUUGAAUGAUCAGAUGUUCUUCAAAGAAAGACAGUAUAACUGUGAUGAAUGUGACCAAAGCUUUGCUUGGAGUACAGGUCUUAUUAGGCACCAAAGAACUCAUUGGAAGCCUUAUGAAUGUGAGGAAUGUGGAAAGGCCUUUCGGAUGAGCUCAGCCCUGGUUCUGCAUCAGAGAAUUCAUACUGGAGAGAAGCCCUAUCCUUGUGGGUGGUGUAUUAAAAGCUUUAGUCGGAGCUCAGACCUUAUUAAACAUCAAAGAGUUCACACAGGUGAAAAACCUUACAAGUGUGAUGAGUGUGGGAAGGCCUUCAGUCAGAGCUCAGAUCUUAUGAUACACCAGAGAAUCCACACAGGAGAAAAACCCUACCAAUGUAGUCAUUGUAGUAAAAGCUUUAGCCAGCACUCAGGCAUGGUUAAACAUCUGAGAAUCCACACUGGAGAGAAGCCUUAUAUGUGUAACCAUUGUUACAAACAUUUCAGUCAGAGCUCUGAUCUUAUAAAACAUCAAAGAGUCCACACUGGAGAGAAACCAUACAAGUGUGAUGUGUGUGGGAAGGCCUUUAGUCAGAGCUCUGAUCGUAUUCUCCAUCAGAGAAUCCACACUGGGGAGAAGCCAUAUCCAUGUAGUCAGUGCAACAAAAGUUUUAGUCAGAAUUCAGACCUUAUUAAACACAGACGGAUUCACACUGGAGAGAAGCCGUAUAAAUGUAGUGAAUGUGGGAAGGCUUUUAACCAGAGCUCAGUCCUUAUUCUGCAUCAAAGAAUUCAUACUGGAGAGAAACCAUAUCCAUGUAAUCAGUGUGCCAAAAGCUUCAGUAGGCUUUCAGAUCUUAUUAAUCAUCAACGAAUUCACACUGGAGAGAAGCCUUACCCGUGUAGUCAGUGCAGUAAAAUGUUUAGUAGAAGGUCAGAUCUUGUUAAACAUUACAGAAUCCACACUGGGGAGAAGCCCUAUGAGUGUGAUAAAUGUGGCAAAACUUUUAGUCAGAGUUCCAACCUUAUUCUCCACCAGAGAAUCCAUACUGGAGAAAAACCAUACCCUUGCAACAGCUGUUCUAAAAGUUUUAGUCGCGGUUCAGAUCUCAUAAAGCAUCAGAGAGUACACACUGGAGAAAAACCAUAUACGUGUAAUCUGUGCAAUAAGAGUUUUAGUCAAAGUUCAGACCUCACUAAACAUCAGAGAGUGCAUUCUGGAGAGAAGCCCUACCACUGUAGUAGUUGUAACAAAGCCUUUCGUCAGAGUUCUGACCUUAUUCUCCACCAUAGGGUUCACACAGGAGAAAGACCAUAUGCGUGUACACAGUGCACCAGAAGUUUCAGUCAAAAGUCAGACCUUAUUAAACAUCAGAGAAUCCACACUGGAGAGAAGCCAUAUAAAUGUGUGUGUGGGAAGGCUUUCAGUCAGUGUUCAGCCUUUACCCUUCAUCAGAGAAUCCACACUGGAGAGAAACCAUAUCCAUGUGCUCAGUGUGGCAAAAGCUUCAGUCAGCGCUCUGAUCUUGUUAACCAUCAAAGAAUCCACACUGGUCAAAAACUGCAAAUGUGAUACCUCUGUGAAACCUUCAGCACCGUGACCAAUCUUACUGGAUAUCAGGAUCUGCUGGGAGCUGUCUGCAGCUUCUCUGAAACAGGGGGAAAAAAGAGAAAAGUCUGCCUUCCAGGCAGAGUCAAAGCAGGUCAGAGUCUGUUGGCAGAUUUCCCAGGCUGCUGAGGCAUGGAACGAUAAGAGGAGGUGUGUUUGAGACUCAAGGCUAGGAGCUGAAGGUUCUAUUGACCUUGGUGGAAGGAACAGGGAGGUUAUUGGAUGGGAACAGAUGUCUUAUGUGUAUAUUUCAGCAAAUUGUUAAUGUUGGCUUGUGGCUUUGCUUCCCAUGGUACUGUAGUAUAAAAAAGGCUAUGAGAAAUACACUCACUGCUGGUGUGGUAAUGAUCUGCAGCCCUCCCA